Molecule: messenger RNA, 2764 nt
Organism: Ylistrum balloti
Lineage: Eukaryota; Metazoa; Mollusca; Bivalvia; Pectinida; Pectinidae
Product: alanine--tRNA ligase, cytoplasmic-like
Exons: 22
Coding region: 62-2764 (900 amino acids)
Biological process (GO): alanyl-tRNA aminoacylation; tRNA modification
Cellular component (GO): cytoplasm; mitochondrion
Molecular function (GO): amino acid binding; aminoacyl-tRNA deacylase activity; ATP binding
Source: RefSeq, a predicted model, not a curated record
AAGAGCUGUUCUGUCAUGGGGUGACUGUCAAGGCCACUAGGCAUCUUGUUAACUGAAAAAGAUGUUGUCUCAAUCAAACAGUGGAGGAAGAACAAUUUGUCAAAGAUGUUUGAGAUAUAUUAGGUCAACACAACGAUAUAUCAGUCAUCAAGAGACAUGGACAUCAACCAAGAUAAGGAAAGCUUUUGUUGACUAUUUCAAAGAAACUCACGAUCAUCAGAUUAUUCCUUCUUCAUCAAUAAUUCCUGUAAAAGAUGGAGGAACAUACUUCACAAAUGCUGGAAUGAAUCAAUUCAAACCAAUUUUUCUGGAAACUGUUGACCCACACAGUAAAAUGGCUGGCUACAAACGAGUGACAAACCACCAGAAAUGCAUCAGAGUUGGCGGUAAACAUAAUGAUUUGGAGACGGUUGGCAAAGAUCUUUAUCACCAUACCUUCUUUGAAAUGCUAGGGAGUUGGUCAUUUGGAGAUUACUUUAAGGAGGAGGCAUGUACCAUGGCCAUGGAGCUAUUAACUAAAGUGUAUGGCUUGCCAGUUUCUCGCCUUUAUUUUACAUAUUUCAACGGUGAUGCCAAACUUGGUCUGCAACCAGACCUAGAAACUAAAAACAUCUGGCAGAGUCUGGGAAUACCCCAGAAGCGUAUUCUGCCUUUUUAUAUGGAGGACAACUUUUGGGAUAUGGGUAAGACAGGGCCAUGUGGGCCUUGCACAGAGAUCCACUACGACCACACAGGAGAUGGGACUGGAGUACACCUUGUCAACCGGGGGUCCCCACGGGUUGUGGAGAUUUGGAAUCUGGUCUUUAUGCAGUAUAACAGGCAGGAAGAUUCCACACUGUCAAACCUUUGCCGACAACAUGUAGACACUGGAAUGGGUCUGGAAAGGAUGACAGCUGUUCUUCAGAACACAGAAUCUAACUACAACACUGACCUGUUUUCUCCAAUAUUUGAAGCUAUCAGUAAGGAGACAAAGAUGCGACCUUACAAAGGCUUGGUGGGAGAGGACGACACGGGAGGUGUUGAUACAGCAUACCGUAUUGUAGCUGAUCACAUUCGCAUGUCGUCUAUAUCUAUAGCUGAUAAUCUGGUGCCCAAUAGAGCUGGUCUAGGAUUAACCCUGAGAAUUGUCAUGUCGCAGUGUUUCCAGCAAGCCUACAAGGUUCUUGGAAUGUCCCAGGGUUCAGUGUCCGGACUGGUGGAUGUUGUUGUUGACAGUCUGGGAGAUGCCUACCCAGAACUUCAGAAAAAUAAUUCAAAAAUUAGAAAUAUUACAAAAGAAACAGAAAAAUGGUAUACAAGUUUAGUUUCCAGUUCAGAAACAGCUUUCAGCAGAUUUGUUAAAAGGACUGCCAGCAAGAGGGAACAUAAGCAUAUAUCAGUUGAGGACAUGAUGAACCUCCACAAAGGAAAAUAUGGAAGCAAAGUCCCACUAAACAUCAUGCAAGAUAUAGCUUUAAAAGAAGGAUACUCUAUGGAAGAUGUUGCCUUUCAGGAAGCCAGAAUACAAGAGCAACAUUUAGUGGAAAAUACUGAGAUUAAGAAUAAACUGAAGUUAGACAAGAACAUGAUAGUAUCACUACAGCAGCGAGGAGUUCCGUGGACAGAUGACAGCUUCAAAUAUAACUACACUUCUGUGGAGGGCAAAUAUGAAUUCCUUGAUGACUUCAAUGGCAUCGUAUUAGGACUUGUAGACAGCAGAGGCUUUGUGGACAAGAUAGGUCCUGAUGUUCAAAGUGGAAUUAUUGUUGACAAGAGUAUUUUCUAUAGUGAAGGUGGAGGCCAGGCUGCAGACAUAGGAUAUAUAAAGACAGAGCUUGGAUCCUUCAGAGUAGAGGAUGUCCAGACAUUUGAUGGCUAUGUGUUACACCUUGGAAAUGUUGAGAGUGGAAAUUUAGAAAUGGGCGAAACAGUGUCCCAGGUGAUUGACCAGGAACAUCGGUUAGGAUGUAUGAGAAAUCACACAGCAACUCACCUUUUACUAGCAGGAAUUCGUAAGAUACUGGAUACCAAUACAGAACAGGCUGGUUCCAGCAUUCACAAAGACAGCUUUUCAUUUGACUUCACUUCCCACAGGAAGUUGGAAGCUGACCAUGUGUCACAGAUUGAAGAUUUAGUCAAAGCAUCUAUUCAAAAGAAUGAUCCAGUGAAGAGAGAAAGGAUUCCUCGAGAUGUUGCCCUAGAAAUGGAGGCCAUUGUACCGUUAAGAGAUGAGAUUUACCCCUCACAUGUGUAUGUGCUGAGUAUAGGAAAUUCAGUAUGUACUGAUGACAAUUUAAUGUCUAAAGAACUUUGUGGAGGAACCCAUGUCAGUAAAACAGGUGAUAUUGGGGACUUUUACAUUACCUCAGUGAUCAGAGCAAAUCAGGCUACCAAGAGGAUAUAUGCUGUAACUGGACAAUCUGCUGAACAGGUAUUAAAAACAGGAGAGAGGGCACAAGAGUUGCUCCAGAAGAUUAAAUCUGGGAUUAAUGAUAGAGACAAACUGGAUGAUCUUCUUGAGUGUGUUGAAGAACUUAAUAGUAUGUUUGGCUUAGUUAUGCCCAAAACUAUGAGAGACCAAGUGUAUUCAGAGCUGUCUCCUCUUUCAAAUCGAUUGUCUGGCAUGGAAUCAGAGAGGCUAGCUGCUAAUGCCCAACAGGUUAUUAACAAAGAAAUGCAAGCUCAGAAGAAUGGCAGUUUUGUAUUAUGCAGAAGUGAUUUAAAGAAAUCAAAACAGGUUAUCAAGCUGUUUGUUAUAUCUGUGAAGAAAUCUAAUAUCUUUUAA